CAAUUCAUGCUUCGCAGGACUUGCUGUAACUGGGCUGCUUAGCGCUCGUCGGUGCCACCUUGGAUAAUCCCAGCGUUUGUGGAUCGAGAUUCGAUGUUCCUGAGUUUGGCUGCAAGUUGGGAAUUGGCGGCCGUGUCAGUUCUGAAUGGCGCAUAGCCGGUAGAGUGUCCAGAGCCGUAUUCAACCAUUCAUUCGGGAAAUCGGUUUGUAACUUUCUUCUUCAAAAGUACCGUCCGGUGGAACACAUCAGUAUACUCUGUCUCGGCAAGAAUGGCACGUUCCAAGGACAUCGCUAUCGUUGCUCACUCUGUGGCUAUGGUCGUCGUCUUAUCGUUUGUCAUGCUACCCUCCGGUACUGGUCAAGUUGUGUCUCAGUCGCUGACCGUGUUGAAUGCUGGUACGGACAGUGAUGAUGCUGACAAUGCAGGACAGCGACGAUCAGUUGACCCUCCAAACCUACCAUUCAGCAGCACGGUCAACAUGCUUGUAGGAACAGGAGGUGAUGGUUUCGGUGUAGGUGGUGAUCCACCUGGAGUUCAGGUUCCGUUUGGUGCGUUACGUCUGUCUCCUGACACGGCAUUGGACAACGUAGCGUUUGGACCACACCACUUUGGAGGAUACCAUCACUCUGAUAACGAGAUACGUUGCUUCUCACACACGCACAUGGUCGGGCCUGGCGUUCUGGACUUUGGCAACAUUGGCACCAUGGCGACACGUUCCGUUCAAAGCAGCAUGUUCAGUAACUAUGGAUACCGUUCCAAGUUCAAACAUGCCAAUGAAACAGCAAUGCCAGGCUACUACCGGGUACUGCUGGAUGAUGCACAAGUCAUUGCUGAGCUGACUGCUUGCGGCUCCCAUGCAGGUAUUCACCGCUACAGCAGUACAGGUAGCAUGCCUGCAAGCCAUGAUCAGCCGAUGGUGAUUCUCUUUGAUCCUUCACACGCGCUCACCCCGGGUGGCUGCAAUGGUAGCUUUGUCGAAUACAACCAUACUACCCAGGAAGUGACUGGCUGGAUGUUAAAUCAAGGUAGUCUGACUCGGCGUAACGGUCACGGCGUGUAUAUCUACUUUGCUGCUCGCAUGUCAGCGAUGAGUGAUGAUACUAUUCAUGGUCACGGUAUCGGUGUUGGGGCAGCAGCAGCUGGUAUACCCGUAGUUAGCAGUUAUGGAACUUGGAACACAACAGGUGUGUACAAUGGUUCAGCGAGUAGCAGCGCUGAAGGAGCAGCUUCUAAUGGUUUCUUCAUCACGGUGUCACAAGACAUUCCUGUGGAGAUAAGCAUUGCCAUCAGCUUCAUCAGCAUGAAACAGGCACGUGCAAAUCUGGACCAGCAAGUUGAUGACCGUACCUUUGACAAGUGCUGUGCAGCAACCAGACAGUUGUGGGAGGACAACUUGGCAAAGGUUAAUGUGACUGGAAGAGACUCAGCUAACGAAGCAAAGUUCUACACGGCGCUGUACCAUUCGUUCAUGGCACCUACUAACUAUGCUGAGGCUGGUGGAGUGUAUCUUGGUGUGGAUGGUCAGGUACAUAGUCUGGAAGCCGGUCAGGACGCCAUGUACAGUGAUAUGUCUAUCUGGGACAUCCAUCGCACCCAGGCAUCACUGUUGGCAUGGCUACAGCCUCAGGUCUUCAAAGACAUCAUGGCAUCCAUGGUGAACAUGAUGGCACAAGGUGGAGACUUGCCCCGAUGGCCAAUUGCUAAUGUGUAUGCAGGCUGCAUGAUUGGUAACCAUGGGUUUCAGAUACUGCUAGAUGGAUUGGUCAAGAACUACAGUCACAUUGAUGUGGGCAAGGUCUAUGCCACCAUGAAGCUAGAGGCAACAUCAGUGCGUCCUCACAACGGCCGAGAUGACUUGUACAACUAUGUGACACGCGGUUACUGCAUAGGUGGACAUAAGAACAGUUCAGUCAGCAAAACACUAGCUUAUGCCUAUGAUGAUUGGGCAAUCUCCGAAUUUGCCAGCAUUCUUGGCCUGACGGCUGAUGCUGAGCUGUUCCGCAACCACUCCAAGAACUACAGGAACCUCUGGGAUGCAGGACGUAAGUUGAUGUGCGGACGGGACGGUGCCGGUGAAUUCCACUGCCCGCUUGAUCCUGAGCUGAAUGAGUGGGUUCUUGAGUCAACCGACUUCACAGAAGGUAAUGCGGCUCAGUGGCGGUGGUUUGUACCACAUGAUGUGCCAGGUCUUGUUCAAUUGUUUGGUGGUUCAAGUGAGUUUUCCAAAGCCCUGGAUGGAUUCAUGGAAGGCUCGCAUCGCCAUCCAUCAAACCUUUUGCCCAAUCCGUACUACUGGGCUGGAAACGAGCCAGACAUUCUAGCGCCAUACCUAUUCAAUUACGCUGCCGGGUCCGAGUAUCUGACACAGAAGCACGUCCGCUGGCUUGUAGACCACCAAUACACAUUAGAAGCGGAUGGGUUGCCUGGCAAUGAUGAUUACGGUACGUUGAGUGCAUGGUGUGUGUGGAGUAUGCUGGGCAUUUACCCACUGACUGGCACCACACAGUACAUUGUUGGCAGUCCAUCCAUCACCAUGGCUACCAUCACCCUUGACAACUCAAAUACUGUAACCAUCGUUGCCCAUAACAACAGCAAAGAGAAUGUGUAUGUGUCAUCGUCGAACGUCGGGCCAUUCCUAAAGCAUGAAGACAUAUCCGGCAGCAGUAGUGGUGGACGCAUAGAGUUUGUGAUGUCUGACAAGCCGAAAACCGAAGAUGACUCCAAUGACGUUUGAGUAGUGUACAGCACAUUCACGCUAUACUGGACAGUGGACACAUGAUACACAAUCAUAAUAUCCAUCAUGCGCCAACCUGGUCCAAUGUUGAUUAUUACUUUGAAGCAUUACGGUAAUACCUUGGUGGCUGGAUUGACAGACAUGGAUGGCAUGGAUAGAUUGAAGGAUGUGCAGUUCUGCUGUAGCUUGCCCGUUUGCGCUAGUACUAUUGCUGGCAUGUAUUUGCUUCCGCUUGUUCCAUUUCAUGCAUUCCUAUUCCUCAACAGUGACUUAUCCGGUUUGACAAACAUGCACACAUGUUGCACACUUGCCUCUUACUUGAUUCCACACAUUGACAUUCCUCAGCAUGCUACUGCAGUAACCUGGAAGUUCACACUUUCAAAUUUGA
This is a messenger RNA of Sycon ciliatum, 3124 nucleotides long. RefSeq lists its product as uncharacterized. The transcript is spliced from 20 exons. NCBI's taxonomy places the organism in Eukaryota, Metazoa, Porifera, Calcarea, Leucosolenida, Sycettidae. The coding region runs from base 271 to 2736 and encodes 821 amino acids. Gene Ontology annotation, molecular function: carbohydrate binding; peptide-N4-(N-acetyl-beta-glucosaminyl)asparagine amidase activity. Gene Ontology annotation, biological process: protein quality control for misfolded or incompletely synthesized proteins; protein deglycosylation; carbohydrate metabolic process. The record is from RefSeq and is a predicted model, not a curated record. Gene Ontology annotation, cellular component: cytosol; nucleus.